Zasmidium cellare ATCC 36951 is the source of this 942-nucleotide messenger RNA. RefSeq lists its product as uncharacterized. The record is from RefSeq and is a predicted model, not a curated record. NCBI's taxonomy places the organism in Eukaryota, Fungi, Ascomycota, Dothideomycetes, Mycosphaerellales, Mycosphaerellaceae. Bases 1 to 942 code for a protein of 313 amino acids. Gene Ontology annotation, biological process: ribosomal small subunit assembly; translation. The transcript has 2 exons. Gene Ontology annotation, cellular component: ribosome. Gene Ontology annotation, molecular function: rRNA binding; mRNA binding; structural constituent of ribosome.
AUGCAGCAGCAGGAGCACGUCAGCGAGGAGGCGGCGAAGAUGGCCAAGAUCCAGGGCGGAUCGGGGCCGGACAUCGAGGGACAGGGCACGCCGGUGCACGAGAUCCUCCAAAACGAGAAGGACACACGACAGCAAGCUCCCAAAGUGAUGAAGGAGCAGGCCAAGCAGGACGGCAGCGCCCCCAAGCCCGGCACGAGACCCUUCUCCACGCUGGCACGGCGACGGGCAGAGGUGACUCCCACCUCCUCCCCCCCUGGCGAUGCUGCCCUAGACUCAUCACUGCUGCCCACAGCUCAGCAACACGCCCGGUACGACGCAGCACUAGACGCCUCCUCCCACCUCCAGCCCGCUCCCGAAGACUCCAAGGGCCACAAGUUCCCUCUCCCCACCAUGCCGCUCCCCAACAACCUCCGCAAAGACCACCGCUACGAUCCUGUAGUCACGCAGGUCACGAACCUCCUCAUGCAGGAUGGCAAGAAGUCGGUGGCUCAGCGCAACAUGGCCACCAUUCUGACCAUCCUGCGCACUGCUCCAGCGCCAACCUACAGCGAGACCAGACCGUUGCUCCCUGGUGCGCCGCCAGCGAGUCAUCUCCCGCUCAAUCCCACCCUCUACCUCACACUCGCAGUAGACAGUGUAGCGCCACUGCUACGCAUUCGCUCGCAAAGGGGAGCAGCCGGCGGUGGUGUGGCUCUGCAGAUCCCUGUGCCGUUGGGCCUGAGACAGCGGAGACGACAGGCAUUCGAGUGGAUUUUGGAUGCUGCUGCGAAGCGCAAGAGCAGAGGCAGUGGCAAUGACAUGUUUGCGCAGAAAGUGGCGGAAGAGUUGAUUGCGGUGGUUGAGGGCAGGAGCAGCGUGUGGGAGAAGCGGCAGGGCGUGCACAAGCUGGGAACCGCGGCAAGAGCGAACCUGAAUCAUCGGGCGGUUGGUGGCAGGAGGUGA